Messenger RNA from Cercopithifilaria johnstoni, 771 nucleotides. NCBI's taxonomy places the organism in Eukaryota, Metazoa, Nematoda, Chromadorea, Rhabditida, Onchocercidae. The record is from the annotation of a GenBank genome assembly.
AUGUUGACAUCAUCGUUUCACGAAUACCUUUCGAAUCCACCACAAUUUCAAUUACGACGAUUACUUGAUGCAUUUGAAAAGGAACAGAAAAGUUUUAACGAUGAAUCAACGCGAUCAGUUCGUGCUCUUGAAGAAAGAUGCAGGCAAUUUGCGGAUAAUCAAGCAAUUCUACAAGUUCGACUUCUGGAAAAAGAUUCUGAAAUAGAAUUACUAAAAACUCAACUAAGUACACGUAUUACGGCCGAUGAACAACUUCGAUUAAUGAAAAUGAAAUUGGAUAAUGAAUUACUCGAAAGUAAGAGUAAAAGUGAUCAAAUUCGUGUUUUGACACAACAAGCUGAAGUUGUUAAAAGACAACAUGAAAAUGAAAUCGGAGAAAAGGAUAAGUGUAUCAGUGAACUUUUCUCAAAAUUGAAAGCUGCCGAAGAUGCAAGUAAACCAGCGUUGGAAAAAAUUGCUAAUCUUCAAAGUGAAAUUAAUGAGUUAAAACAACAGUUAGUUGAAAAAGAAGUUGAUCUUAAGAGAUGCGAGAAUUAUUAUGAUGAAGUACGAAAAGCUGAACAAUUAGUUGAACAAAUUCGAUUGGAACGUGAUGAGGUACGAUCAACACUGAAUAAAAUACCAACUUGUGUUAUUUGCCUUGAUAAACGGCCACAAAUGCUCUACAUGCCAUGUUCACAUUUUAUUUGCUGCGAUGGAUGUGGCAGUCGAUUUGAGCAAUGUCCUGCUUGUCGGCAAAAAAUAUGCGGCAAAAUAACAGUUUAUCAGUGA